ACUUCCGCCUCCCCCCGAGUGCCGCCGAUCUCUCCCGAACGGGUCAAUGUCUGAGGAGCGGAGGCAUCGGAAAAAUCUGUGGCCUGCGGUGUGCUGUUCCCGUAUCCAAGAAUCGACUUCGUUAAAAGAACAUUUCGGAAAACUCCCGACCUAAGAAAAACGCCAGCAUCUAUCGGGUGAAUCGGUGUCACCGGAACCCCUCCCCCGCGACUAACGCCCCGACCGGGAGAUUCCCCCCCCCCCUCGAGUCCGGUAGUGCAGUGAAAUCCCCCGUGUGUGUCAAACCAAAAAGUGACUAAAAAAUUGCCGACACCUUUUUUCAACCGACGAGCUCCCGUUGGAGCUGAAAACAGCGGAUUCGUGAGGUUCGCGACGCCGCCCACACGUCGUCAACGCCGUGAGGCCGUUCCGUCGCCCCCGCGGGAAAAUGGUGUGCGCAAUGUACACUGCAGCCACAUCUCCACGGAGCCAAGACUAAACCCCUCGAAAUUAUCAACCUCCAUCGAACAUUUCCGACUUCCCCAGCGCCCGGUGCACCCGCAAAUCUCGAAAAAAAAAACGAGUCAUCCCCAUCGGCCGGAGACAGUGCCCCGAGUAUUCCUGUCAUUCCCAAAAAUUCUGAACAAUAAAUUCCGGAGUUACAUGGAGAACAGAGAGAUCGUCGACUGGUGGUGUGCUAUAUAAUCCGUCGUGUCGUUUUGCCCGUGCGCGCCUCGUGUUACUACUGGCCGUUCUGAAAACGUCGGGCUCAACUCCUCAUUUUUUUCUCUCACACACUCGAAAAAAAAAAAACCCCCCGAAAAAGUGAAGAAAUUUUCUAUUUCUCGGCUGAUCAAGUUAUCGAGAGUGUUCCCCACCCCCCCGAGUGGUGUCGAGUUUGGUGAUCAGGUGAAUGAGUGCAAGUGCGUGGUAAUUGGUAAUUGGUACGAGUGGUGGGUGAGGAGAGGGCGCAGGAUUAAACCGUAAAGACGGCAGCCACGACGACGAGGAAGAAGCGGGACGCAUCAUUGCCCCGUCAACAUCGAGGGGCAGAAUUGUUGAUAAGUGGAGUUACCUGGAGGAUAGGAUUACCCGCGGGUGAGGGGCCAGGGGGGAGAGGCUCCAGGGCCAUAGGAGAACGUUUUAUCUGAGGGAUUUUUUUUUUUUCUCACGGGGGGAUUUAUUUCGGGGGAUUUUAAUUACCGACCGAGUCUGAGCGUGCAAGAGGCGUUAAUUGAGACAUUGGAGCGAUGUGAUAUUGGUUGUCAUUGAUGUUCGUGACGUUUAUCACUGGGAGAGUGCACAGUUUAUAGUUUUGGAGGGAGGAGGGAGAGGUGUUGCGUUUUGGUGAGGAUCCAGGGGCUUUCGGAGCGAAUUUUCCGGGCUUUUUGGGGGGCUAGAGGGGACUUUUUUGGGGACUUUGGGGGUCAGUGUGAGGGGAGGAAUCGAGGUGGUGGCGGCUCAGGUGCCGGCUAAGGUGGAGGUGGCUGGCGAUUUAUCAUGAGCGGCCGUCCGAGGACCACUUCGUUUGCCGAGGGCACCAAGCCCCCCGCUAAUCCGCCCCUGGGUGGCAUGAAGAUCAGCAGUGGUACCAUGUACACUGCAGGUAGGGAUGGGAGCAAAGUGACAACGGUAGUGGCCACACCUGGUGCUAGGCCAGAUCAUCCACAGGAGGUUGCCUAUACCGAUACUAAGGUCAUUGGCAAUGGCAGCUUCGGGGUUGUUUACCAGGCCAAACUGUGCGACACUGGCGAGAUGGUGGCAAUCAAAAAAGUUCUUCAGGAUAAGAGGUUCAAGAAUAGAGAACUCCAAAUAAUGCGACGACUUGAGCAUUGUAACAUCGUAAAACUCAAAUACUUCUUCUACUCGAGCGGUGAUAAGAAGGAUGAAGUCUAUCUCAAUCUCGUGCUGGAAUACAUACCUGAGACUGUGUACAAAGUUGCACGGCACUACAGCAAGAGCAAGCAAACGAUACCGAUGAGCUUCAUCAAAUUAUACAUGUACCAACUGUUCCGUUCUCUGGCAUACAUUCAUUCGCUGGGCAUCUGUCACAGGGACAUUAAACCCCAGAAUCUUUUACUCGAUCCAGAGACUGGGGUUUUGAAGCUCUGUGACUUUGGAUCAGCCAAGCAUCUCAUUCGUGGUGAACCAAAUGUAUCUUACAUAUGCAGUCGCUAUUAUCGGGCACCUGAAUUAAUCUUCGGGGCUAUCGAUUACACCACCAAAAUUGAUGUGUGGAGCGCCGGUUGUGUAUUGGCUGAGCUGUUACUCGGUCAGCCGAUAUUCCCUGGUGACAGUGGGGUCGAUCAGCUUGUUGAAAUCAUCAAAGUACUCGGUACACCGACACGUGAUCAGAUCAGGGAAAUGAAUCCUAAUUAUACGGAGUUCAAAUUUCCACAGAUCAAGUCACAUCCCUGGCAAAAGGUAUUUCGUGCCCGAACACCCCCAGAAGCAAUGGAGCUUGUAGCCCGCCUCCUGGAAUACACUCCACCCCUGCGAAUAACACCCCUGGCAGCCUGUGCCCACCCAUUCUUCAACGAGCUACGAGAACAAGGCACCCUCCUGCCAAGUGGACGUGAACUACCUCCACUCUUUAACUUCACUGAACACGAGUUACGUAUCCAACCAAAUUUAAAUUCAAUUUUAAUCCCAAAAUACAUGCAAACAGCGGAGACAACAACUGAGGGACAAUCGACAGCAGAGCCAACGAGUACAGCUGCUGGUGGUAGUGGUAAUACAACUGAUAGUAACGUUAAUACGACAUCGCCCUCCGUCACACAAAAUACCGAUCCUAAUCAAUCGACCAUGGCCUAAGCAGGCCGCAAUGAAAGCAAAAAGAUAAACCAACAAUUUAAUUUACUUCAUUUCGAUGAAUUAAUCCCAAUAAAGAGCAAGAGAAUUCAUCAUUUUGCAUCGAGAAUGCCCCAUUGUAAAUUGAACUCAACUCCCUAGAUCAAUGCCAGCUGCGAUUAAAUUGAGUCGAUAACUGUGUAAUCGAGAUGAUAUUUAAAAAAAACCUCCUAAUGAACUAGGAAUAGCGGUCGGGACAGCAAUCGAUCAGUUUCGCCUCCAAUUACCCCAACAGACUCAAUAUCAGCACUUGAUCGAAGGGUUGAAUUCAGUGUAUAUAAUAGAAAGAACAGGUUCGUUCUGGAGGCCUCUGAUGGUUAUAUUAUCCUAAGGAAUCUUGGUUAAAGAUGUAACGUAAAAAAUUUAAUGAAAAAAAAACAAAACAACAUGUGUGGUAGCGAGUUAGAAUUCGCUUGCAUCGUCUUUUUAUCGAAUUUAGCUUCUUGAACGGGUGCUGGACGUUUUGAUUACUGGAACGCGUGGGCCAUCGAGAUUAUUCGGGGGAGACUACUGUGAGUUUAAAGUCCCGGAUAAAAACGAUGAACGAGUGCGAAAAAUUGAUUAAAAUGUAGAAAAACGAUUACAAAUUUUUUUUAUUCGACUUCAAACAGCCAAUUUCAUUUUUGUUAAGUGAAAAACAAAUUCACUAAAUGAAAAAAUUCACUAAAAAUAUUUAUAAUAUUGUUCAUUUGUUUCAGACAGCAUAAAAUCGAGAAAUAGGGAAAAGUGAUUCGUAAUUGUUAUUCUACACAUUGUUUGGAAAUUGAAAAAAAUCUAGUUCAAAAAUUGAGGGCACGGAAUUAUUAUUUUUUGCACAUUCUUCGUUGUUAUAAAUAUUUAAAAGUCAUGGCAGUCUCCUCUUAAAUAUAAUCCUUCAUCAAUCGAUUAAACGUCCCCAGGGCAUUGAUGUGCUGUUCCACAAACGUUCAAAUCGCUAUUAAUACUUUGUUAUAGUCGAGUGUAUUAUUAUUAAUUAUUAUUUUAUUAUGAUUUAUUUUUCUUCUCUUGUAAUAAAUGUGAGAAUCUAGAGGUCGCGAUUAUUUUUCUAAUUGUCCAGUGUUUUAUGUUUAAUCCACGUAAAACGUUUUUUUUUUGUUGUAAUGUGAAAGGUUGAUGAAACUUGGGGGAUAAUUAAUUUUCGAAGAAAAUAAAAACAAAGACGUCGUACCUAGAUUAAUGCUCCAUUGGCCUUUUAUAUAUAGUAAAAGAAUCAUUAAAUCGAACUAUUAAAGAGUUAAUAAUAAUGCGUUUAGAGUUGUCGUAUGAAAAUCCAAUGAAAAUUAUUUAAGUGAAAACGAGAUGAUUAUUUUACUGACUGAGAUAGGAUGUACACAGUGGGUAGCAUAUUUGUGCGAUAUCAUUGCCUCGCAUAAUUGUUAUAUUUUUUUCUCCAUUUUUUUCAAUUUCUGGACGUAUAUAAGGGGCUGUUGUGGAGAACAGCAGGAAAUUAGAUCGAUUUAAAUAAAAUGCCUUUAACAUUAAUUAUUUGUAUAUUUAAAUAUUAAUUAUUGACGAGAAAUUUAAUGGUAAUAACACCAGUUGUAAGUUUAUAAGCGAUUUUAUUUUUUCUCUCUCUCCAUUUCUCUCUUUUUUUUUCGUAGGAAGCUUUAAUUCAUGAAAUCAAAUCCCUCAUCAAUUUGCAAUAUUUUCUCGGUGUCUCGUUGUUUUUUUGGUCAUUUCGAUUGAACAAUCUGGCACAUCAUUCACACAUAUCAUCUAUUUUUCGAGGUAGAGUUGAAUUUACCGGAAUUGGAGAUGUUUUCUUUUGUUUUAGGACUCAUGUGAAUAUUUAUCACUGAUAAUAAAUCUUCGAAAAUAUGUUUUUUAGUUUAUCUUUUAUUUUUUUGGCUUUAAUUGUCUGUUUUCUUCAUCUUUUUAGACGAAUUUUUGGGUUUUUUGGGUGAACUUGUACAACGGUUUGACCUGAGAGAUAAAAGGACGAUGCAAUUACGUAAAUUAGGUGAAGAAAUUGAAAUUCUGUACAGAUUAAAGAUUUGAUGGAGGCUAUGCUGCGACACCAUCCACAUCCCAAUUCUACAUUUGUCCGUUGCUAGUGGAGUUUGAAGAUAUGAGGGGUGAAGGGGGGUAACGAGGGGUGAUAUUCCCUGGGAAUAUUUGGAUAUUCAAGAGAGAGAGAUAACGAAAUUUUUGAAGAGACCUUUUUUGCAGAGCGCAAUUAGAGCUGCAAAAGGGGUAUCUCAAAGGUAGGUAAGAAAGUGGGUUGAUUUUAUGUAGGUUCCGAGAUAUUUUUUGAAAACUAAAUUCACAAGUGAAUUGAUCCUCUUGUUUUGCCACUUCACUGCUGAUGAUUGUUGUGCCCAGAAGAUGGUCGGAUGAACAGCAGAUUUUAAUGAUAUUCUCUAUGAAAAGAAUUACGUUGCGUCUUGCACCCUGACACGCAAUAAAAAUGACACCGGGGUGUUCCAUGUACGUAGAAUGGACGAGAGAACUAGACCUGGACCUCGGAAAAUGUUUGAAAGAAUUCAGAGAACCACUCGAUUUUUUUCACCUCAUCAACAUUAACUUAUCUCAAUAACGAGGGGUUUUACGAGAAAAUGUCCCUGAACAUUUUUUGUAGCUGAUGAAAUUCUCCACAAAAAAUCUCUUUUGACAUUUUCUUCUAAACUCACUCGUUCUCAAGAAAUGAACACUUUAUAAAGAGAAAGAAUUGUUAUUCCUUCGCGUGGAAUUAGUGUAAUGUUUCCAGUCAGAGUGCAAGACUCCUAACAACCCUUUAAUUUCAAUAAACCGUAUCUUCCUCAAAGUACUAAAACCAUUUGACAUAUUACCCCACGGGCACUCGCUUUCACUAUAAAGAAGAAUCCAAAAAACCCCCAAUUUCCGAAGAAAUGGAUGAAUGCUUCGUUUCCCCCAGAAAAAAAAUUUAUCGGAGAGCGUUUUUACACACUUCUAGAGAGCAAUGUAAUUCGAGAAACAGCACGCUUUCAUAGUUUUCACUUUUUCAUAAAUCCAAAAAGCUAGAGAAUAUUAAAAAAAUAUAUAUAAAGCGUUGUAUUAAAGAGAAAAAAAAAAAUAUUGAUACGAAAAAUUGUUUAUACGGUACAUCUCAAUCAUGUACAUUCGGCGAUUGUGCCUGUUGCAAACGCGUUGAUUAAAAUACUCGAAGUGAAACAUUCAGUUUGAGGAGAAAAUUUUUUAAUUUGCAUGACGACGUUUGUCGUUCGUAUGAUCGCAAUGCAGAAUGCGUAAAUGCUCAUUAUCGAUCGUAAUUAGUGAGCAAGGUCCACUGGAGAAGACAUUCAGAUUGAUUCGAAUGGACAUCUGAAUCCAGAAAUUCAAAUUAUGAAAUUGUCAGGUAGAAGAGAGAAGCUCAUACGCAAUUGUGCGCUUUCUAAUGCAGUGGCUUUCCCUCUAAAAUUAAAAAGGAAAAAGUAAAUUAAAAUUGUCAUUCCCAUGAGGUGUCGAGUCUCGUGAUGUCAUUAAGAAACAUUCAUCGGUGGAGGGGGGGAUGAGGUGAUCUAAUUUUACUUGAAGAAUUAUUUUUGUUGAGUGUCUUAAAAUUUCAUGGAGAUUGCAAAAUAUCUAGGAUUUUUUUGAAGAGAAGAAUUACAGUUGUCAGAAUGCAUUUUUUUCUCAUUAUGAAGCCUGAAAAAAUAUCUUUGAAAUGAGCCCUGACUCAUUCGAAUCGAAAGAACAAGAAUUCUCUGUCGAAAAAAGCCGGAAAAAUAUGAAAGAUGACUUAAAAAAUUUGUUCAUUUUUGCAGAAACUGGAAGAAGUGACUUGAGGGACGAUUUGGAGACGAUAAAUAAUUCUAAGAAAUGUUUAAAAACACGAGGUGGGAUGCCGCCAUCUUUGAAGCCCCUCGCGACAGUGGGAAGGGGUAUCCAAGCAAGAUGGCGGCGCACAGACCUACCACCUCGUGUUUUUCAACAUUUUUUAAAAUUAUUUAUCCUCUUCAGAUCACCUCCAACUCCUGCAAUCCUGUUCUAGAGGAGGAAUAAUUUUUUUAAGUCAUCCUUCAGAUUUUUUCAUCACUUUUUGGCUGAGAAUUCAGGGCACAAAGUUGUCCCGCAUUUCGGCCAUUUUAUCGCACUUUUUGAAAAGGUUUUUUCCGAGAUAAGUUUAUUGAAAAAAAUCUUAAACUCCAAAAAUUUUCAUGAAGAUCAUUUGCAGCUCUAAUUAUUCAUAAAAAAAUCCUAAAAAAUUCUAUAUCUCUCAGAGAUAUUCUUCGAAAACGACUCCUCAAGUGAAAUAGACUCUUCUCAUUGACCCCUCCCCCCUCAAUCAUCUAAUCCUCACCCCCCGACAACUAAACUAAAGAAAAAAAAAAAUAGUAUAAUUAAAAGCCCUCGAAGAGGCGCCCCUGAAACCAAGUGCGAGUCGACACUAAAAAGCUCGUGUCAGAGAGAUAAAUUUCAGUGUAAAACCUCGUAACGUUGAUUUGUCAAUGUACUAUACUAGGAAAAAUUGUUUAAUACAUUGCACUGCACUGUCAUUAUGGCGCAGACUACAAUGAUAUAAAAAAAAAAUUUGAUUAAGAAGAGAUAAUGAAAACGAAGCGAUGUGAAACACUAGACGUAUAAUGAUACUAUCAGUAAAAACUUAAGUCUAUGGAGAAGAAAUAAACUACAGAAUUCAUUUUAUUUCCUUUCGCUGGUGCAUAAAAAAAUUAAAAUGGGAUAACUGAGUGUAAACGAGGAUUUUUGUGGAUGUGUGAGUGGUACUAGAUGCGUUGUAUGAUGAAGAUCGUUUCAGUUAAGAGAGAAACAAAGAGAAGAAUCUAAAAAAUCAUGAGAACGUGGGGAUUAAGUGGACGGAGAAAUUAAAUUAAAUUAAAUAAAUGAAUGAAGAAGCGUAUACAUACAUAUAUGUAUGUAAUAUAUGAUAAAUUGAAAGAAACAUGUAUAUGAAUAUGUAUAUGUAUGUAUAAUUAUAUGAAUUACACAUUAUACGAUAAUUGUAGCAAUUAUAUCAUCAUAUUAUAAAUGUAUUGACACGAGAGUUGGCCGUUCUACGAUAACAAGAUGAAUAUGAAAAUCGAGUCUCGGACGAGCCAUAUUAUACUACUGUACAUUUUUGUGGUUUAUUUAACAAUAAAAACAUUAACAAUUAA
Messenger RNA from Diachasma alloeum, 7904 nucleotides. Its product is annotated as glycogen synthase kinase-3 beta. The record is from RefSeq and is a predicted model, not a curated record. Gene Ontology annotation, cellular component: cytoplasm; cytosol; nucleus. Gene Ontology annotation, molecular function: protein serine/threonine kinase activity; ATP binding. Bases 1480 to 2793 code for a protein of 437 amino acids. NCBI's taxonomy places the organism in Eukaryota, Metazoa, Arthropoda, Insecta, Hymenoptera, Braconidae. Gene Ontology annotation, biological process: signal transduction; protein phosphorylation; negative regulation of canonical Wnt signaling pathway. The transcript is spliced from 7 exons.